Amoebophrya sp. A25 is the source of this 206-nucleotide messenger RNA. NCBI's taxonomy places the organism in Eukaryota, Dinophyceae, Syndiniales, Amoebophryaceae. The record is from the annotation of a GenBank genome assembly.
AUGCUUCAGCUGAUACUUCUUUGCCGUAACCUAUGCGGCCUUCGUGUUGCUCGCUGUGACCCGGCAUAUAUCCGUCAGGCUGCCAUGCUUAACAUAAAUGGCCAUAAGGUCGGUUGCAGUGCCUCAACCCAGCGAGAAGCCAUUCGCAGCCAUCACGGCAGGACUGUAAAUUUACGUAACGCGGAGUCUAUUGAAGAUGAGUGGAC